GAGUAACCGCCGCGUGUUUUUUAAAGCAGUGCGCGUGUUCAGUUUCUGUAGCUGUGUGCGCGCGCGCACUGAUGUUUGAGAGGAAAUCGGCCUCGAGCUUCCCGGCAGUUUAUCAGCACGCGCUCCCCCGCCUCGUUGAUCUCAAUUCUACAAAUUCUUCCCAUGCGCUGUUUGAAUAUUCAUGAGCUUCAAUCCGAUUGGCUGCUCAGUUCAAAACACUGAGCACACUGUGAGACGCUGAUUGGAUGAGGAGCACGGGGUGGGCGUGGCCGCAGAAAAGCUAUAAAGUGUGAAGCUAGACCUGCAGCCAGCUCAGGACGGGAUCAUUUGGCUCUGGACCAGCAGAACCUUCCGGGCCCUGAAACUGACACAUCGAAGCGGGAAAAACCCGAACCGAGCCUUUUGGACCGAUAAAAUCCGAGGAGACGCCGUGGCUAUGAUCCGCUCCCAGUGAGCCGAACUCGGGGAGAUGUUGGAGAAAAGGUCCGCGGAUCCGAACUUGGAGGACAAACGACGCGGGAAGGAAGCCUUCAGCCUGCGGUACCGCUGCGGCACUCUGAUCGGCAGCGGCGGCUUCGGUUCCGUGUUUUCGGGUCACAGACUCUCAGACGGACUUCCGGUCGCCAUCAAGCAGAUCUCUGGGGACCGGGUCCAGCAGUGGGCCAGACUGCCCGGCGAGCUCGGCCCGGUUCCCAUGGAGAUCGCCCUGCUGCAGCGGCUCUGUGAGGUCGGAGGUCACGGCGGCGUGAUCCGGAUGCUGGACUGGUUCGAGGCGGAGGGGCGGGGCUUCCUGUUGGUGAUGGAGCGGCCGCCGCAGUGCCGGGAUCUGUUCGACUUCAUCACAGAGCGCGGCGCGUUGCCCGAACGCCUCGCUCUCAGGUUCUUCAGGCAGACGGUGGAGGCGCUGCGGUUCGUUCACGCGCACGGCGUCGUGCACAGAGACGUGAAGGACGAGAAUGUCCUGGUGGACACGCGGACGCUGGAGGUCAAGGUCAUCGACUUCGGCUCCGGCGCGCUGCUGAAGGACUCGCCAUACGACGAGUUCGAAGGUACGCGGGUCUACAGCCCACCCGAGUGGGUCCAGUCGCGGUCGUACCGCGCCGAGCCGCUCACCGUCUGGUCGCUCGGCGUCCUGCUCUUCGACAUGGUGUGCGGCGACAUCCCGUUCGAGCGCGACCAGGAGAUCGUCGAGGCCACGCCCUUCUUCACUCGCCGCGUCUCUAAAGAAUGCCAGGCUCUGAUUGGCUGGUGUCUGUCCCUCCGGCCGGAGGACCGCCCCUCGCUGGAGCAGAUUCUGACCCACCCCUGGAUGGAGGCGGGGGAGGAAGAGGACGAGGAAGAGGAGCGUGGCUCGCUGCCCAGCGCGUCUCUGUGAACUGGGUCGGAACGGAACAGGAAAUAAAUCACUUUAUCUUCGCUGAGACGCUCCUCAUCACUGAUGAAGAGUCUUUAUUUAUGGAUUAUUUAUUAUUUCAUCAGUUCCUUUUUCAUCAGAGGAGGAAAACUGAACUGACAGAUUUUUGCUUUUUUUUCUCAUUAAACCUGAUUUUAAGUUUCGCUGACGUCUGGACAUCGGUGGCGCUCCGGCGGCGUCGCUUGGUAAAUACCUGUGUAUUCCUUCAAAGUGGCUCCGCUGCCACUUGGUUCUGUUUAUUUACAUUAAAUAACAAGUUCUGGAUCAGAACCAAGAUCCAUGUUUGAAUAAAAACAUUUUCAGACUCUG
Messenger RNA from Xiphophorus hellerii (green swordtail), 1723 nucleotides. RefSeq names its product Pim-2 proto-oncogene, serine/threonine kinase (gene pim2). The record is from RefSeq and is a predicted model, not a curated record. NCBI's taxonomy places the organism in Eukaryota, Metazoa, Chordata, Actinopteri, Cyprinodontiformes, Poeciliidae. Gene Ontology annotation, cellular component: cytoplasm. Gene Ontology annotation, molecular function: protein serine/threonine kinase activity; ATP binding. The coding region runs from base 470 to 1375 and encodes 301 amino acids. Gene Ontology annotation, biological process: negative regulation of apoptotic process; protein autophosphorylation. The transcript has 6 exons.